This is a messenger RNA of Aspergillus vadensis CBS 113365, 967 nucleotides long. Its product is annotated as putative glyoxalase family protein. The record is from RefSeq and is a predicted model, not a curated record. NCBI's taxonomy places the organism in Eukaryota, Fungi, Ascomycota, Eurotiomycetes, Eurotiales, Aspergillaceae. The transcript is spliced from 3 exons. The coding region runs from base 137 to 550 and encodes 137 amino acids.
AUCAGAUUCCGAUCCAUCCAGACAAUAACAACACGCCGGGUAAUGAUCCCACGUCUUCUUUAUUUUAUCUGUUGCUGUCCUCCCCGCAUCUUUGGUUGUCCCAAAGAAAGAGUCUAGAUCAACUAAGUGUGUUAAUAUGAUUACUGGUCUCCAUCACGUUAACAUCCUCGUCCCGGAAGGCACCCUCGACCGGGCGGAGGAGUUCUACACCAACACCCUGGGUCUGCCAUCAGCUCCUGUUCCCCAUCUACAGAAAGGAACCCUUCUAUGGUUCAAUCUCACGCCGGAUGGCAGUCAGCAGAUUCAUGUGGCCUUUGGCUCCAACAGCGAUUUGCAUUCCGACCGUCACGCUUGCCUGAAAGUCGGAUCUCCGGACCAUCUGUUGACCCUGCAGCAGCGUGUCUGGGAACAUCACCAGAGAGGGGGCGCUGCUGCUCCGCUGCACGCAGACAAGCCGGGAGAGCAAAACUCGGGUGCCCAGGGCAUCGAAUAUCCGAGUCGGUUUUUUGCCAGGGACUUUGCGGGUAACCGGCUGGAGUUUACCUUAUGACAAGAAUAAAUGAGUUGAGACUUUCUGUUUUUCUAACAACCCGAUAAGUGAAAGAUGGAAAUUCAGGGGAAUAAUGAGCGUGCAUCUCCUAGGUCUUGCAGUUGGCCUCUUCACUGUACGCCCAUGUAGACUCCUCAAUUCGAUACCUGUGUGGGUAGCCUGUUGUCGGCUAUCAGAGAUUCGAUGAACGGGUGCGCAGACAAACUUUGGCCCAAGCGAUAUAUCGAUUUGCCUCCCAGUCAAGGCUAUGUCAUGGCGGUGAUACAUCGAAGAUAUGUAGUUCAUCACGAUACGAUGGUUGUAGUAUUGUCCCGGGCCUGGUGGAGGACACACCCAUUUGUCCCUCUCGUAAGGGAUGAUGGAUCGAGCUUACUGAAAGGCUGAUCUGAAGGAUUGGGGAAUUGAGAUUAACUCGGG